AUGGGGCAGGGGACAGGUAGAGAGGGCCGGAGAGGGGCCGGAGAAGUGGUGGCUGGCGCGCGCCCUGUGCCCGCUCGCGCCUGGGGUUCCCGGGCUCGGUGCAGGCUCAGUGGGCGCGGGCGGCCGAGCCCGGGCGCUGGGGGUUUAUAUGGGACGGUCCCCGGCCGCCCCCCGCGAGGCCCCGGCGCCCGGGAGGAGGGACGCGCUGGCCGCCCCCGCCCCCGCCCCCGCCCCGCGCGCUCCCAUUGGCCCGGGCUCCGAGUGACGUCAUGGGGGCCCCGGGGUUUCGCCACGAACAAAAGAGAUGCUGAUGGUCGGCGGGGCGGGGGCCGAGCAACUUUUUUUGGUUUCCUCUACCGUCUCUUAACUUUUCGUGGUGGCGGCCUUGGGGGAUGGGGAAGGGCUGCCAGGGGCUAUUGGAAAGUUGGAUGGCGAUGGAUUACGAAAGUUUAUGCUUGUCACCUGGAUUUCCUCCACCUCUUCUUUAGUCUGAAUCUGCCCCAUCCUCUUCCCCAGAAAACAGACAAGCUUGCAAAACCGCUGCUCAUUAAACACAGGUGUGAGAGACGUGGAGCUGCAGAUCGCUUCUUGGGGACCGUCAGGCUUAAGUCCACCCCACGCCCCAAGCUCUCAGUGUGCGUUCUUGGGGAUCAGCAGCACUGUGAUGAAGCCAAGGCUGUGGCUAUCCCCCACAUGGACAGUGAAGCGCUGAGAACACUCAAGAAGAAUAAGAAGCUGGUCAAAAAGCUGGCCAGGAAGUGUGAUGCCUUUCUGGCCUCUGAAUCCCUGAUCAAGCCGAUCCCAAUAAUCCUAGGUCCAGGGCUGAACAAGCCUGGCAAGUUCCCUUCUCUGCUGACCCACAAUGACAACAUGCUGGCAAAAGUAGACAAGGUGAAGUCCACCACCAAAUUCCAGAUGAAAAAGGUCCUGUGUCUGGCGGUGGCUGUGGGCCGUGUCGAGAUGACAGAUGAUGAACUUGUUUACAACAUCCACCUGGCUUUUAGCUUUCUGAUUUCACUGCUAAAGAAGAAUUGGCAGAAUGUUCGGGCUUUGUACAUCCAGAGCACUAUGGGCAAGUCCCUGGCGCCUGUACUAUGA
Molecule: messenger RNA, 1098 nt
Organism: Elephantulus edwardii (Cape elephant shrew)
Lineage: Eukaryota; Metazoa; Chordata; Mammalia; Macroscelidea; Macroscelididae
Exons: 3
Coding region: 1-1098 (365 amino acids)
Source: RefSeq, a predicted model, not a curated record